Messenger RNA from Mya arenaria, 1100 nucleotides. RefSeq names its product complement C1q tumor necrosis factor-related protein 8-like. The record is from RefSeq and is a predicted model, not a curated record. Lineage: Eukaryota; Metazoa; Mollusca; Bivalvia; Myida; Myidae. Bases 89 to 940 code for a protein of 283 amino acids. Gene Ontology annotation, molecular function: phosphoric diester hydrolase activity; protein binding. The transcript has 2 exons.
CUUAUCAAUACAUGUGACAGUCAACUAUCUCUCAGUCCAUAUAAGUCAACAAGACGUGGACUAAAUUUCUUCUUCAGUCCCAGACAAGAUGAAACCAAUGAAGAGUGUAUUGUUUGCACUGAUAAUUAAUAUUAUUGUAAAAAAUGCAAGUGCGGAAGGAAAUGGAAAAAACAUUGAUAUUGAAGAGUUGGCAAAGCGUGUUCUGGGUCUUGAACAUGACAAUACAAUUCUGAAACAACAAGUUGCAAACUUAGCUGAGAAGGAUGAAAAGCUAAACAAUGAAAUGGAGCUCCUUCGCACUGAAAAUGUGAUCCUCAAAAAUCAGUGUGAAAUUGUGAAGAAGGAUGUCUUUGAUAAAGUUCAGAGUCUUGAAAAAGAUGUUGAAAUUUUGAAGUUUGCCCAAAUGCCUUACACAACUGAUGAUAAAAAUGGUGAAUAUGUUAAUGGCACAGAAAAUAUGACUUCUCCUGCUGCAAUGAAUGGGAAUACAGGCAGACAUAUUCGCCAGCUUUCACAGAGACAAGUUGCCUUCUAUGCCACAAUAACAGUUCACGACAUCCAGCAUGUUGGAAGCAACCAGGCCAUCAAGUUUGACAGCAUUCUCACCAAUGUUGGCACAGCGUACAAUCAGCACUCCGGCUAUUUUACUGCCCCAGUACCAGGCAUUUACGUCAUCCAUACAACCAUUGCUGGAUGGGGCGCACAAAGCAGUGACAAGCAUAAUUACCUUGACAUCUGUGUUAAUUCCGUCAAACAAGCCGCACUCUAUGGUGUCCCCUUCCAACAGGAGUCACAAACUCUGAUUGUCUACCUGAAUGCCGGAGACGUUGUUUCCGUUAAAAAUGCUAUUGUUGAUGAAGCCAUCCUUGGGAGCCACUAUUCUUCAUUUGCCGGAUUUCUUCUUUAUGAAACCGAAACAGAGCCAAGCUUGGGAAAAUAAUACCAGCACUGACUGCUUCACAUCUAUUUCAAAAGCUUUGAAUGCCUUGUAUUUCGAUAUGGUUUCUUGAUUUUAAAUUGGAGAGCAGUUCUUGACCACCAUUAUGAAAAAAAUGUCUGUUUGAUGCAAUUUGAUGUAUUAAAAUAAGAGUGUUAAAUAA